Messenger RNA from Paramecium primaurelia, 4670 nucleotides. The record is from the annotation of a GenBank genome assembly. Lineage: Eukaryota; Ciliophora; Oligohymenophorea; Peniculida; Parameciidae.
AUGGAAAGAAUAAAUUCAUGUAUUUGAUUUCAUUAUUUUAUUAGAUUUAAAAGCUUGCGAUAUAUUUGCUUAAUCACCAUCCUUAGGUAUGAAUCAAUAAUCAAUAUAUUAAUCAAUAUUUGGUGGAUUUACAUCAAUAACAACAAUAUUUCUAGUGUUUCUCUUUUUCUCAAGCAAUUUUCUGGAUUAUUUAAAUGGAAAGAAUAUUAUAACAAAGUAAACUUAAAUCUAUGAUAAUAAUCUUUCUAAUCUUUAAUUAGAUGAUUAAGAUUUCAUAAUAGCAUUUGGAAUUGAAUAAUAGAACUUUUUAACUUAGCCUUAUUUUUCAGUCACUCUAUAACAAAGGUAAUUUAUUAUAUAUUUUAAAUAAGAGAAUAUUUAAGAUUAGAUAAUGGAUCAAUAUUAAAAAAUAUUACUUAACUUCCUUUAGAGCCAUGCAAAUUAGAAAGAUUUUAAACUGUAUUUCGAAAAUAUGGUAAAAAUUUUUCAUAAGAUUUUAAUCAUUUACAUUUAGAGAACUUAUUAUGUCCAAAGUAUUUAGUUUAUAUAAUAUUAUAGAAAUAAUAUCAGGAUGAAUAUUGGUGGUACAUUUGCAUGUAAAUUAAAUACGAUUAAUUAGCUAAUUAUUUUAAUUUUCUAAAAAUUGAAGUUUCUGAUUGCAAUCCAUCUUAAAUUUUAGAAAAUAGUACAUGUGCUUCAAAUGAUGAAUUAUAAAAUUAAUUAAAUUUAUCAGGAUCAUUUAAAGUAUAAGUAUAUUUAAUAAAUAAAGUAAGAUUUAAUAAUAUUAUAUUUAGGUAAUUAAUCCAAAUAAGAUUGGAUCAGAUUAUAUAUCUAUUUUUUUAGAUGAUUAAAGUUAUUUAUCAUUUGUUCCUAAGAAAUUAAAUAAGUAUGCAAAUAUUUAUUUUCGAGAAUAUUAGUUUAGAAAUAAUAUAGAUUUUUAUUCAAUUGAGUAAAUUUAAUUUUAUGAUAAAGUGAUAACUAAAAUUUAAAUUUUAUUUCAAUAGACAAUACUGAAACAAAAGAAGUAAUAGAUUUAGGAAGAGAAUAGGAUACAUCUUUUGCAGCAUUUUAUUUUAGAAAAAGUCCUAUUACAAUAUUUGUUGAAAGAAACAAUUAAAAUGUAACAGAUUUAUUAUCUAAAUUGGGUGGAUUAUUAUAAAUAUCUUUAAUAGUUAUGGGAUUUAUUAUAGCAGCAUAUAAUAAAUAAAAAAGUAAUGUUAUAUAUAAGAAUUAAGUGAUGGUAGAAUUGUCAAAUAAAAUUUAUGAAUUUAGUUAAGAUGUAGAUGAAUAAAAUAAAUAACAUUAAGUAAAUCUUGAAUUAAUUAAUAAUGUAUAUGAAGAUAGACAAUUUCGACAUGAAUAUUAUGUUAAUAAAGAAGGAUAAUAAUAAAUUAUUCCAAAUAGUUAAAUUAAACAUAAGAGUAAGAUAUUUAGACUCUUUGGUAAAGGUUAACCUGAAUAACAUAUUAUUUUGACUGAUAGACCUAUAACUGAAAAUAAUGAAUGUAAUAUUUAAUAUUCUUAUGAAAAUGAUGACAAGAGUAAUUAAUAUACAUAGUAAGCCAUAAAAGAUCAUGGAUAAUUGGCAUAAUAAUUAAAAUGUGUAAGUGGUUUAGAUUAUUUUAAAAAAUAAAUAAAUCUAAUUUUAAAUAGAUCGUAACCAUUAAGAUUUAAUAUAUCUAUAUUUCUUAAUUAAAUGUGUUUUCGAAAAGUCUUUUAAAAUUAAAAAUCAGUUUAAUUUUUCAAUUCUGCACUGUAUACUAUUAUUGUAUUUUAAUUUAAGUGAUAAAAUUAAUGAGCAAUUAGAUGUAUUUAACAUAAUUACAAAAUUAAAUGAAAUUGAAAAAAUGAAAGAAAUAUUAUUAAAUAAUUCAUAGUUACUAUUAUUCAAUUUUACAUCAAAACCUAUAAUUUCUUUAGAAGAAGAAAAAGAAAUGCCAUUCAAUAGAACUAUUUUAGAAGAGAAAGUUAGAAAUACAAUGUAAAUUUUAAUAUAAUUAGGAAUGAGACAAUAUGUGAUGAAAAAAAGAAAUAAAAAUUAGUAAAACGUAAAAAAAUAUAUAAAUAAUAUCGAAGAACAAUAAGUUUAGAUAAAGAUAUGAGGAUUUAUAAUAGGAUUUAUAGAGUAUUAUCAUUAUAAUUUUUUAGGCAUAUGAUACAAUACUUUAAUAAAGUUCAGAAUUAAAUCCAUAACAUGAAGUUAAUAGAAAAUUAAUAAAAAAAUUAGGAGAUGAAAUAUAGGCAAUCUUCAAAUUAUCAAAAUUACUUGAUUUUGAUGGAUUAAGAAGACUUAGGGCAAAUUCUAAUAAUGAUAUAUUCUGUCGAAAUACAUAAAAUGUACCAGAUGAUAUGUUAAGUAAAUGAUUGAUCUUAUAUUUAUAAUAAAUUAUUAAUGUAAACAUUAAAAUGGGGUAUUAUUAUAUAAUUAGUCAGGUUUAUAGAGAGUUGAUGUUUUUGGCUAGAUUGUAUUUCUUCGAAUGAAUAAAUAAGCCUAUUAUCGUACAAAAAUUGGAGGAAGUUUUUCAGUUGCAGUGCUUUUUAUUAUGAUUUAUUUUUACUCUUAAAGUCUUUCAUCUUUCUUUUUGAAAGAAUAUUUGAAAGUUGUUUCAUCAAAUUAAUAUGAAGACUAAAUAUAAAAGAUAUAAGUUGACAAUUCAGAAUUCAUGUUUGCAUUUAAAAUAGAACAAAAUAACUUUACAACAUCACCUUAUUUCAAUUUAACACUAGAAUAAAAGUAGUUUUUAUUAAUAAUUUAAGGCAAUAUAGAAGAAAUUAAAAUGGAUAGUAAAUUAAAAGCUCUAUCAAUUUUCCAUUGAUUCCUUGUACUUUAGAUCGGUUUUAGAAUGUAUUCUCUAAAUAUCAAAAUGAUUUUAAAGAAUAAUUCAAUAUUUUAGGAAUGAAUGAUUUUCUAUGUCCUGAGUAAAAAUAUAUUCAAUUAAUAGAUAAAACACAACUUUAACUAUGGGAGGUACAUAUACAAGUAAAUAUAAAAUAUAAUGAAGGUAGCGAUUUUUAAUUUUUUACAUUAUAAAUUACAAAAUGUUAAAAUAAUGAAAAAGUAAAAUGUGCAUCACAAUAAGAAAUAGAUGAAUAUUUAUAAACAAUGGGAUCAUUUAAAAUUUCAAUCUAUACAAUUAAUUAAGUAAUUUUUAUAUUUCAAUAUUAAUAGAUAAUAAAUCCAUAUAAAUAAUAAUAUAGAUCUGUUUUUUUAGAUGAUUAAAUAUAUUUUACAUUUGUUCCUCAUUAAAUAAAUAGAUAAGCUAAUAUUUAUUUUAGGAAAUAUGAAUUUUUAAAUGAUUAAAGUUUAAUGCCUUUUAGGUAAAAUUUAAUUAUUUUCUAAGUGAUAUACAAGAAGAUACUGUGUAUCAAAUUGAUAAAACUGAUAUUAAAGAAAUGUCUGAUAUUGGAACUUCAAGUGAUUUGAUAUAUGGAACAUUUAAUUUUUAACUUAAUCCAUUUAAAACAAAAUUUGUAAGAAAUUAUCAAAAAAUUGAUGAAUUACUUUCAAAUUUAGGUGGAAUUCAAUAAGCUUUUUUCUUUUUUAUUGGUUUAGCUAUUGGUCUUUAUAAUAGAAUUUAAUGUAAAUGAAUAAAUUAUUAAAGUUUUAAUUGAAUUAGCUAAUAAAUUAUUUGAAUUUUAAAUAGAUUCUUCUUUGCAAAAUAGAUAACAUUAAGAAAAUUUGGAACUUAUUAAUGAAUUUAUGUAACACAGAGAAAAUCAUAUUCAUGCAAAUUCAAAUGAAAAUAUAAAUGAAUUAGAUAAUUUAUAAGUUGAAGAUAAAUUAUCACCCAAUAUAUCUUAAAGAUAUAAUUUAUUAAAUUUAUUUGUAACUACAGGUGGAACUUAAACAAAAAAUUCAACUAAAAUAAAAUCAACUAAAGAUGCUAUUAGAUAAUAAUAUAGGAUGGCUGAAAAAUUAAAAUAGAUAACAGGUUUAGAUUACUUUUAAAAAUAAAUUAUUAAUAUAAUUGAAAGAUAGAAACCAAUUUACUUAGAUUUUUUAAUAUUCUUUAAUUAUAUUAGUUGUGGAAAACUAUUUAAAAAUAACCCUAGAGUGAUACUUAUGAAUAAAGCUUUGUAUUUAUGAUAUAUAAUUUAAAAGUGAAAAUCUAUUAGAUUAAUUGGAUGUCCAUCAUAUCCUAUUAAAAUUAAAUGAAUUAGACAAAUUAAAAGAAACAGUAUUAAAUUAUAAAUAGUUACUUAUGUUUAAUUUCACACCUAAACCAUAAAUAAAUUUAGAAAAUAAUACAGCUUAACCUUCAAGACAAUUAAUUGAAUAAAUAGUUAAGAGUCCAGGAAUAGCAGAUAAGUAUUAUUAUUAUAUAGAUUUAUUUAGUGAAGAUUCAAUGCAAUUAGUUAAUUACAAAUAAAUGUAUAGAAAUUAAUUUAAUUUAUUUGGGGAUUACUUAAUUUAUUCUAAAAUAUUUAAUGUAUAUUAAAUAUUAUAUUAGGCAUAUGAUGAUAUUCUUCAAUAAAGUGAUACAAUUUAUACAAAUAAAGCUCUUAUUUAAAAAUUAGGACCUGAAUUAUAGGUUGUAUUUAAGUUAUCUAAACUUAUUGAUAUACAACAUAAAAUAUAUAAUAAACAACGUAAUCCAACAAGAAGAGGAGCUAUGUAAGAAGAUGAAGAAGAUCUAUGUGUAAAAAUGUUUGAUUAAUAAAGUUAAUGA